Messenger RNA from Momordica charantia (bitter melon), 5504 nucleotides. Lineage: Eukaryota; Viridiplantae; Streptophyta; Magnoliopsida; Cucurbitales; Cucurbitaceae. The record is from RefSeq and is a predicted model, not a curated record.
GCUGCGGCAUCAAGCAGGUUCCAUUAGAAAAAGGGGAGCAGCCGUCAAGAACAGACCCGAAGAAUUAUUGAGAAAGUUCCAUUUAACAAAAAUUUAUCUUUAUCAUAACCAUUGUUAGAGAAAAUAAUGGAGCAAAAGUGAGAAAAAAGAGCCAUCUCCUUUUGCCUGUCCAGUAAUUUUUGUGGUCAAAUGAAAAAAACUGGGAAUAUUGCGGAAAUUUUCAUCUUGUUUUUCUUUUGUUUUUUAAUUUCUUCCCUCUGUAAACAGAAGUUCCGAUGAGGCUCUUUCGGUUUUACAGACUCGUAGGCCAAAGAAAAGAGCUGGAUGGAGAAAAGGCCAAGGCCAAGUUUUCUCUCACUAAUAAUGCUCUCACUCUCUCAGGUUUCGAAAAUAGAAACUGGGUUUUUGUUCAGCUGGCUGUGUAAAAUGAUUGUUUCUACUCCUCGGUGUGUUUCUAAAGAGGCGUGGUUUUGAUUGGUUCAAAUGCCUGCUGCUGCUGCUGCUGUUGCUUCAUAACUUCUAGAGAGGAAAAACAAGUGGUUCUCCAGCCAUAUGUUGAACAAUCUUCGAAACCAGCUGCCUCUUCUCUUCAAUUCGCCUUCUGGGUUGCCUUUUUUUCCUUGUGGGGUUCUUCACAGAGCUCUGAUUUUGGCGAGUUUAUGACCUGUGUUGUGUAAUAAUUUCUGGGUCUUGCAGCAAUUUCUUUUUGUUUUUUGUAUUUUCGCAAAAGUACUUGCUGCAACCUGCAAUUUCUACUUAGAACACUUGUAUUUCGAUGCACUCUUCUGCCGGAACUGGGUUUCUCAAGCUGUUGAAAGAUUCAUAAGUGGGGGACUCGGGAGAAAACCAUGUCUCAGAAUUCUAAGUUCUUUUGUUCUAAGGUCCGAUUACCCGCUGGUUUCAGGGCGAAGAGAGCCAAGGAGCGUUUCCAUGGGCAACGGUGGAGUAACCUUCUUUAUCUAUUGCCAUUUGGGGUGAUUUUAAUUCUGGGUCUUUGGUCUAUGUUUAGUUUUUGUGAUGAGAACUCAGUUGGGGAAGUGGGGAUACCAGAUAUGUGUGAAGAGAAGGCUCGGAACUUGCUGCAGCAUUUCAAUGUCAGCGAGAGUCAACUUCAUGCUUUGGCUUCAUUAUUCUUUUAUUCAGAUCAGACAGCAUCUCUCCAGAGUGCGAAAGAUCCAGGGCCUGGUAUUGCAUUAAAAGAUUGCAUUGCUUGUGCUUUAAAGAUAUUAGAAGAGGAGCAAGACUUGCAACGACAUCAUGGGUGGCUUUUUGAAAAUAUACAAUCCAAAGGCCAGUGUCCAAUAAGGGGUGAGAUGGACUCCUUCAAUAUUGAUCUAUUGCAGUUAGUGGACAAAACUCGCUCACUUGCUUCACAUUCUUCAUUCACAUUUGUGUCUCCUUGUCAUCAGAUUCAAAGAGAGAAGGUCUUGCAUACUAGGGAAAUUGGAAAUGAGCAUUCUCGAAGUUUGAAUGGUUUAAUAAUGGCAUGCUUAUGGAUCCUUGCUGUAGUGAUAUCAUGCCUGAAGAUGUCUAGUUUUCAUUUGAAAUUAAGGAACCAUAAACACAAGCCAAUAAAGCAUCCAUCGGUCGAGAAUCAGCCAGUGAUUCAGCUGCAGCAGGUCUUGCUUCAGCAGAAGCAGUUAGAUCUAUCUCCAAGUCAUUCUAAAGGGGCUGGAAAAUGGAGAAAGAAGCUUCUUAUAAUAUUUGUGAUACUUGGGAUUAUUUCAUCCAUUUGGCUCUUUUGGUAUUUGAACAACAAAAUCAUCUUUAGGAGAGAAGAAACACUUACUAACAUGUGUGAUGAGCGAGCGCGAAUGCUACAAGAUCAAUUCAAUGUUAGCAUGAACCAUGUCCAUGCCUUGGCUAUUCUGGUUUCCACUUUUCAUCAUGGAAAACAUCCUUCUGCUAUUGAUCAGGAAACAUUCAGUGAGUAUGCAGAAAGAACGGCUUUUGAACGACCUCUAACCAGUGGGGUGGCUUAUGCUUUGAAAGUUAAUCAUUCAGAAAGAAAGCAAUUUGAAGAGGAACAUGGGUGGACAAUUAAGAAGAUGGGAACAGAGGACCAGACUCUAGGCCAGGACUGUAUUCCUGAGAAUUUAGAUCCUGCUCCCUUUCAGGAUGAAUAUGCACCUGUAAUAUUUUCACAAGAAACUGUAUCACAUAUAGUUUCCAUUGACAUGAUGUCUGGAAAGGAAGACCGCGAAAACAUCUUGCGAGCAAGGGCUUCAGGGAAGGGAGUUCUGACAUCUCCUUUCAAGCUACUUAAGUCCAAUCACCUAGGUGUUGUGCUCACUUUUGCUGUCUAUAACAUCGACCUUCCACCCGAUGCAACACCAGAGCAACGUAUUGAAGCUACUGUUGGGUAUCUAGGAGCAUCCUAUGAUGUUCCAUCACUGGUGGACAAGCUUCUUCACCAACUUUCCAGUAAACAAUCAAUUAUGGUUGAUGUUUAUGAUACAACUAAUGCAUCUGCUCCCAUCAAGAUGUAUGGAUCAGAUGUGACUGAUACUGGUCUAUUGCACAUAAGCAACGUGGAUUUUGGAGACCCCCAAAGGAAGCAUGAGAUGCAUUGCAGAUUUAAGCAGAAACCUCAAUUACCAUGGAUGGCCAUCAAUGCAUCAGUGGGAGUCCUAGUUAUCACUUUACUUGUUGGUCAUAUAUUUUAUGCGGCCAUAAGUCGAAUUGCGAAAGUGGAGGAUGACUAUCGUGACAUGAUGGAACUCAAAAGUCGUGCCGAAGCUGCAGAUGUGGCAAAGUCUCAGUUUCUUGCAACAGUUUCUCACGAGAUUAGGACGCCAAUGAACGGGGUUUUAGGGAUGCUGAAAAUGCUGAUGGACACUGAGCUUGACCCAAACCAACUGGACUAUGCCUUGACUGCAUAUGAGAGUGGGAAGGAAUUAAUAUCACUAAUAAAUGAGGUUCUUGAUCAGGCUAAAAUAGAAUCAGGCAGGCUUGAACUCGAAGAUGUACCAUUCGAUCCACGUGCUUUACUGGAUCAUGUGCUUUCAAUGUUUUCUGGAAAAUGUAAUGAGAAGGGGAUAGAGUUAGCUGUUUAUGUCUCUGAUCUGGUCCCUGAAGUUCUCAUUGGUGACCCGGGGCGCUUUCGGCAGAUAAUUACCAAUCUUGUGGGAAAUUCAAUUAAGUUCACAAACGACAAAGGACACAUAUUUGUAACUGUACACCUGGCAGAUGAAGUGAGGACUCCACUUGAUGCAAUGGACAAUGUGCUGAGACAAAGCUUAAAUCUAGUACAAGAGAUGCCGAGAAAAAGUCACAAUACAUUAAGCGGGUUUCCAGUGGUCGAAAGGUGCAAGAGUUGGGAGCAUUUCAAGAUAUUUAGUAGAACAGAUGCAAUGAAGGAGCAUGACAUGAUUAAAUUGCUUGUAUCAGUCGAGGAUACAGGUCAUGGAAUUCCUUUAGAAGCGCAAAAUCGAAUUUUUAUGCCUUUUAUGCAAGCUGAUAGUUCCACGUCGCGCAAGUACGGUGGGACUGGAAUAGGUCUGAGCAUCAGCAAAUGUCUGGUGGAUCUAAUGGGUGGAGAGAUAGGUUUUGUGAGCCAACCUGGUGUUGGCAGCACAUUUUCAUUUACAGCGCGUUUGAGCAAAGGCGAUAUGAUGUCUCUUGAUACGAAGUGGCAGCAGUAUGAUCCAGCGACAUUAGAUUUCCGAGGACUGCGAGCAUUGGUAAUAGAUAAUAGAAGCAUUAGAGCUGAGGUAACAAAAUAUCAUCUCCAGAGGCUAGGGAUAUUGGUGGAUAUAGUUUCAGGUCUGGUUUCAGCACAUGAAUACUUGACCAAUAUUUGCAUCAAAAGUCCAUCCAAGCCUUUGGCCAUGGUGCUUAUUGACAAAGACGUUUGGGAUAACAAUACCGGUCCCAGAAUCCAUCGCGUAUUUAGAGAUCAUGGCAUAAUUGGCAAGGAAGAAUCAACAGAAAGUCCUAAGAUCUUUCUCUUAGCUACCUGCCCUCAAGAGAUGGGCGAUCUCAAAUCCGCCGGUUACGUCAAUAAUAUAAUGAGAAAACCCCUUCGGUUGGGCGUCUUGAUCGGAUGCUUCCAGGAAGCAUUUGGAAGCAGCAAGCAUAAGAAGGUAAACAGAAAGAAACCGUCUAUUCUCGGGACGUUACUGAGAGAGAAGCAAAUAUUGGUAGUCGACGAUAAUGCAGUUAAUAGAAGAGUUGCAGAGGGUGCUCUAAAGAAAUACGGAGCAAAGGUUACCUGUGUGGAAAGUGGUAGAGCCGCUCUUUCAUUGUUGCAUCCACCACACAAAUUUAAUGCUUGUUUCAUGGAUCUUCAGAUGCCUGAGAUGGAUGGGUUUGAAGCGACACGGCAGAUACGAAAUAUUGAGAAUAAGGUUAACGAGGACAUUGCUUCUGGGAAAGCAUCAAUCGAGACAUUUGGGAAUGUGGCUCAUUGGCACAUUCCAGUCUUGGCCAUGACAGCUGAUGUAAUCCAGGCUACAAAUGAAGCAUGCAUGGAGUGCGGGAUGGACGGUUAUGUCUCAAAGCCUUUCGAAGAAGAACAACUAUAUUCAGAGGUGGCACGUUUCUUCGAGUCCGAGGGUUGAGUAGAACAUGAAUGGAAUGACUAUUCUGAGUUGAGUGUUCCAGUCAAGAUAUGGCUCCUAUGUUUCAUAUAGGGGGAUGGAGAUUGACUCUAGUAAUGUGAGUUGCAUCUGAUUAAAGGCCAUACUAGAACGAUGCAUUGGGUAGAAUCAUCUCGAGAACAUCCUGAUCUUUCUUGUUGGCGACAAGAUUCGGUUCGGGUCAGAGAUGAAUGAAGGAUAUCUGGAUAUUGAAGGAUCAUCGGAGAGCCUAUUGUCGACAAACUGGUAACUUCAUUGAUUCCCAUAUUUUGCCCAGGCUAGGACUACAAUAGUACAGUAGCCGAUUGAUCUCGUCACUCCCUUCACAUUGGUUCAUCCUGCAAAAUCUUUGGCCAUUGCGAAAGGUGAUUGGCCAAAGAAUCUACUUGACAUCUCAGUUGCAAGAUUGGAUAAUCUACUUGACAUCUCAGUUGCAAGAUUGGAUAAUCUACUUGACAUCUCAGUUGCAAGAUUGGAUACCCGCAUCAGAUCAAAGUUCCAUUUAUGUACACAAAUGCAGGGAUCAUUCAUUCGAGCAAAUGUCGAUCAUAUGUGUAGAAGAUUGGCACUCCAAACAAGAAUCAGCUUCACAGAUUUCAUGAAGGCCAUGAAUGAUGAAUGGUUAUCAUCCUACCAAUACUUGGAUCCUAAUUCUUUGAUACUUCAGAAAGUACAAGGGAGCUUACAAGGUGAAUAGAAGUACAAAAGUCUGUACCAAACUCUCGAUACAGUUCUCAAAAUUUCAUGGCUGAAAUGGGAACUAAAUCCCGAUAACGAACUAGCUAGAAUCAUUUUCUAAAUGCAUGAUAAUUUAGAACCAAGGGAGAAUUCGUUUGUACAGCUGAAUACUUGUUUCGCAUUCUUAGACAGCUUGCGGAUCUUGAAUCUUCACAGAAGUUAUUUAUACUGUAAGAGUUCCAGAAA